Molecule: messenger RNA, 1131 nt
Organism: Penicillium bovifimosum
Lineage: Eukaryota; Fungi; Ascomycota; Eurotiomycetes; Eurotiales; Aspergillaceae
Exons: 5
Coding region: 1-1131 (376 amino acids)
Source: RefSeq, a predicted model, not a curated record
AUGAUGGAACUCGAAGGUCGCAGCGAGUCCAUCUUCAUUGUUACUACUAUCUUUCUCGGUCUCUCGUUUAUUGCCGUGUGUUUACGAUGCUUUGUGCGACUGCACCUUGUCAAGGCAUUUGGCUGGGAUGAUGCGUUGAUGGUGUGCGCAAUGCUGGUCAAUGUCUUGUUCGCUCUUUGCGGUAUCACCGGCGCAUUAUAUGGACUCGGUCAGAAGAAUGCAGUGGUUGUAAAAAGGAGAACUUUCGAAACGGCAAUGUUUUGGUGGUGGCUCGGCCAAACUAGCUAUGUCUGGGCUUGCGCGUUGGCCAAGGUCUCCAUCGCAUUCGCCCUUCUUCGCUUGACCGUCUCUAACAGACACAAACUUAUUAUAUAUGGUGUCAUUGCCGUCACCACCAUCGUUGGUCUUGUCUUCUGGUUCAUGUUGACCCUGCAAUGCCAACCUGUCUCCUUCUUCUGGCAACGAGUGCGCGCCUACGAAGACCCCGGUAAUCAAGUCGCUGGAAGCUGCAUGAACCUCGACAACAUCAUUACCGUGGCUUAUGUCUACAGUGUCACUGCUACACUCUGCGAUUUUACCCUCGGUAUUUUGCCUGCAUUCCUGGUGUGGAACUUGCAGAUGAACAGAAGGACCAAGAUUGCCUUGACAGGCAUUCUGGGAUUGGGCUGCAUUGCAAGCUCCGCUGUCAUCGUCCGCAUUCCCUAUUUGCACAACUAUAAGGACGAAAAUUUCCUAUGGGCAACAGCCAACAUUUCAAUCUGGUCCAACGUCGAAGCCGGCCUCGGAAUCGCCGCAGGCAGUCUCGUCACCCUCCGGCCCCUCUUCCGGUGGUUCCGCGACCCCAGCUCCAAGGGCGGCAGCAAAAGCAAAAGCAAGCGCACCAACGGCGCCAGCAUGCCCCUCUCCAGCGUCAAUGCCGUCCGAUCCAACGCCUCCGGCUCCGGUCCGACUUACUGGCGGCCCGACUUAGACAGGGACGACUCUCCUGCCGUGGUCACCACUAUCCACACCUCAAACCACGACAGUCGCACAAGCAGCCAAGAAGACCUCAAUCCCAAAAAUGGGGGGACGUUUUUUCAUGGUGUGAACGUGCAGAAAACUUUCUACGUCUCAGAAGAUCAGGCGUCAUAG